AUGACUUUAUUGCUACAUAGUAAGACCUGCAAUAUUUCAUAUAUUAUUUUUUACACAAUUAUUUACUGCCACUCUAAUUUCUGUAAUUUCACCUUUUACCGCACUGAUUUUAUCUUAGAAAUGUAGGGUCAUAUAAUACUUUUAGACAAUUUCAUCCCAUGUUGCCAAUAUGUAAUGCACUGUAGACAGAAUGUAUUGUUUUGUAUAUGGAACGAUUGCCUCUCUAGAAAAGCAGUGGCCUUUGUGUGGGAUUUUAUUGUGUUACUUGAGGAAUCCAUUUUGUAAGUUGGUUAGUCAUCCAUUUUGUUAUAUUUCUUUCCACAGGAGGCUUUUUUGCUGCUGAGGUUAAACAGACCCCACUUUUCAAGAUUCCAUCUUUGGGAGAAAAUGUGUCACUGAUAUGUUCACACGAAGACAGCAGCUUCAUCUACAAAUACUGGUACCGACAGGAGAAAGGAAAGGCGCUGGUGUUUAUUGGACAGAUGUACAGAGAAACAGUUACCAUGGAUACUCUUGUAGAGAACAAGAUGUCCAUCAAGCCAGAUGGUUUUAUGAAGAGUCUUUUAACGAUUCAUAAUUUUAUGGUUGAGGAUAGUGCAGCUUAUUACUGUGCCAGCAGCAUCCACAGUGAGAUGAUUGCAUAG
Molecule: messenger RNA, 644 nt
Organism: Pelobates cultripes (western spadefoot toad)
Lineage: Eukaryota; Metazoa; Chordata; Amphibia; Anura; Pelobatidae
Source: the annotation of a GenBank genome assembly